ACCUACUCCCCGCCUGACUUUUGGAAGGGCGCAAGCUGUUGCAAGAACACAGCAAGAAGCAAAGCAAGCAACAAGGGGAACAAGGCCGCUUGCUGAGCUACAAGUUACGGUCCAGGCUUUUGGAGCCCGUUGCCUGCCGGUAUCUAUUGUACAGAUAAAGACACACGAGAACAGUCAUAUAGCAUACACCUGGAGGACUGGACCUGGUGUGGAAGCAAGGCAUCCUCGCCCUUUGGAAAAAUCCAGACGCAUGCACAAGGGCUUCCUCUUGCAACUACUCUCUACUCCUACUACCGGCCACUCCACCUUGCCCUCGCGUGCACAGCACACACCGUCUAUACUGCUGCUACUGCUACCCUUGCAAGCUACAAAACUUUGCGUCAAGCUUUGCAUCUCGGCCUCCUCAAGGCACCAAACCAACAUCUUCCUCUUCUUCUUCCAGCCUCUCUCCACGAUAACUUUUGUCCUGGAUUACCAGGCCAGGAUCAUCAUCCAAGAAGCCAAGGAAUCCGAUUGAUUCCUUUGAUGGAGUCGGCGAGGUCUCGGUACGAGCGGCCGGACGAAGGCGGCGGAGCAGAGGAGGGGAGCAGCAGCCAGGUCGCCGAGCAGGAGGAGGUCCCCUGCGUGCUGGACAUCUACAUGCACCACGCGCGGGGCAUCCACAACAUCUGCAUCUACGCCAACCAGGACGUGUACGCCAGGUUCGCGCUCACCUCGUCGCCCGACGACGACGCGUCCCUCUCCACGCGCGUCGCGGCGGGGGGCGGCGCCAGCCCGCGCUUCGACGAGCGCCUCCCGCCGCUGCGCGUCCGACCCGGGAGGGUCGCCGUCGACGUGCUCAAGUGCGAGGUUUGGAUGCGCAGCUGCGCCAGGCGGAUGCUCGACGACCAGCUCCUCGGCUUCGCGCUCGUCCCGCUCGCCGCCGUCGCGGCCGCCGCCGGCGCGCGCCUCAACGACCGGGACUUCGAGCUCUCGUCCACCGACCUCUUCCACUCGCCCGCGGGGACCAUACGGCUCUCGCUCGCCCUCCGCUCCGGGGUCCCCGGCGACGCGUGCCCGCCGCCGGACCGCGGCGCCGAGCCGUCGAUCGCGUCGGAGGUCGUCAUCCUCCAGCCCCCGCCGCCGCCGCCCGUUGACUACUCGAGGAUCGAGUUCGAUGACCUCAAAGUGGACCGAGAGAACCAAGCCAUGGCCGUCCAGUACCUGCCGUUCUUGCACCUCGGGGAGACGCCGCGGCCGCCGGUGGUGGCCAUGGAGGACGCCGAGAUGAGCACGAGCCCGCGCGGGGAGAUCAAGGCAGCGUCCUCGGACGCCAGCAAGAACGCCUCGACGACCAGCACGGUCAGCGACGACAGGGCGGUCUCUGCUUCCGCCGGGGCGGUAGAGAAGCCGGUCGACGAGGCCACCACGGUCCCGAUGUCCUGCCGCUCGCCGGACACGCCGACGUCCUGCAGCGGGGAGAGGGCCGACGACGUGUUCAAGUCGCCGCUGGGGGGCAUCGACAUGGAGGCGGAGCAGAGCGCGAUGCAGCGGCAGAUCAUGGAGAUGUACGUGAAGAGCAUGCGGCAGUUCAGCGAGUCGCUGCCCAAGGUGCAGCUGCCGUUGGAGCUUGACGGUGUCGUCGUCCAGAAGGAGGAGAAGCCUGACGACAAGGUGAUCCACAUCCAGAAGCAGCAGGUGAAGAAGGAUGGGGCGAGGGUGUUCUACGGGAGCAGAGCUUUCUUCUGAACAAAAUCUGCAGAGAGGAAAAAUGCACGCAAAGAGCAAUCAUCGUGCCGCUUGGUAAUCAGGUUUUGCUUGCCGAUUGAUGUUGUUAACUUAAUUCAUUUGAUCAUAAUAAAAAAGGUACAAAUCACAUCCUGUAAUGUAGUUGAGACUUGAAGAGUAAUAGAUGGACUAAAAUUUUGCGUGACCA
This is a messenger RNA of Setaria italica (foxtail millet), 1915 nucleotides long. RefSeq lists its product as uncharacterized. The transcript is spliced from 2 exons. Bases 526 to 1728 code for a protein of 400 amino acids. The record is from RefSeq and is a predicted model, not a curated record. Lineage: Eukaryota; Viridiplantae; Streptophyta; Magnoliopsida; Poales; Poaceae.